CCCCUCAAAAUUUACACAGAUGGCUCAUGCUGCAACAUGGGUCAACCGCAUGCCCAUUCCGGGUCUGGCGUUUUCUUUGGCAACCCAUCCCAUCCACUGAACACCGCCGCACGUGUCACCGGGAAGCAGACCAACAACCACGGGGAACUCGUCGCUGUCCUCAUUGCGCUCCAAAAAUCCCACUCGAAAUGCCGCGUCGAAAUCUUCUCGGACUCGGAAUACGCUAUCUGUUCUAUCGUCUACCAUGCACCAAAAGAAGCCCAAUCUAAUUGGACCUGCACUAAUGGGGACAUCCUGCAUGCCAUCAGCCUCUGGUUGGCCUCGAGGGAAGCACCUGUCAUAUUCCACCAUGUUCAUGGUCACUCAAACAACGCUCACAACAACGCUGCAGAU
This is a messenger RNA of Lentinula edodes (shiitake mushroom), 393 nucleotides long. RefSeq names its product ribonuclease H-like domain-containing protein. The annotation marks the transcript as partial. Gene Ontology annotation, molecular function: nucleic acid binding; RNA-DNA hybrid ribonuclease activity. NCBI's taxonomy places the organism in Eukaryota, Fungi, Basidiomycota, Agaricomycetes, Agaricales, Omphalotaceae. The transcript has a single exon. Gene Ontology annotation, biological process: DNA replication, removal of RNA primer. The record is from RefSeq and is a predicted model, not a curated record.